Molecule: messenger RNA, 2730 nt
Organism: Impatiens glandulifera
Lineage: Eukaryota; Viridiplantae; Streptophyta; Magnoliopsida; Ericales; Balsaminaceae
Product: DNA replication licensing factor MCM6
Exons: 18
Coding region: 10-2508 (832 amino acids)
Biological process (GO): DNA replication initiation; double-strand break repair via break-induced replication; mitotic DNA replication
Cellular component (GO): nucleus; MCM complex
Molecular function (GO): single-stranded 3'-5' DNA helicase activity; ATP binding; single-stranded DNA binding
Source: RefSeq, a predicted model, not a curated record
GGACUGAUAAUGGAUUAUGCCGGAGGCUAUUUCGUCGACGAGCAAGCAGUUCACGUCGAGAGCAUCUUCUAUGAAUUUCUUAAAAGGUUUAGGCUUGAUGGUUCACUCCAACCAGUUUACGAAGCAGAAGUAGAGGAUUUGAAGCCGAAUGAACCAAACACCAUGUUCAUCGAUUUCUCUCAUGUUAUGCGCCACAGUAGUCAUCUCCAGAUGGCUAUUUCUGACGAGUUUAUCAGGUUCGAGCCAUGCUUGAAGAAUGCCUGCAAGAGGUUUGUGAUGGAACUAAAGCCCACAUUUAUCACAGAUGAUAACCCCAACACGGACAUCAAUGUAGCUUUUUUUAACCUCCCUUUGCUGAAAAGAUUGCGGGAAUUGGCUACAGCUGAUAUUGGAAGAUUGGUUUCUGUGAGUGGAGUUGUCACUAGGACAAGUGAGGUUCGACCUGAGCUUCUUUAUGGGACUUUCAAGUGUCUGGGAUGUGGAGCCCUCAUGAAGAAUGUUGAACAGCAGUUCAAAUACACUGAGCCAAUAAUCUGCACCAAUGCAACUUGCAACAACAAGGGAAAUUGGUUAUUGCUUCGGCAAGAGAGCAAGUUUGCAGAUUGGCAGAGGGUUAGGAUGCAGGAAUCUUCUAAAGAAAUUCCAGCUGGUUCCCUUCCCAGAUCAUUGGAUGUAAUUCUUCGCCAUGACAUUGUUGAACAAGCAAGAGCUGGUGACACGGUUAUUUUUACAGGCUCGGUUGUUGUGAUCCCUGAUAUCGCGGCCUUGGCCUCUCCUGGAGAGAGAGCUGAAUGCCGUAGAGAUUCUUCCCAGCGCAGGAAUGCUUCUGCUGGUGAAGGUGUGAGGGGUCUUCGAGCUUUGGGAGUGAGGGAUCUCUCAUAUAAACUUGCUUUCAUUGCCAAUUCUGUUCAGAUUUCUGAUGGAAGAAGAGGUACAGAUAUCAGAAAUCUAAGGAAGGAUUCGGAUGCAGAUGACAAGAUAGAGUUCACGGAAGAGGAUAUGAAUGAACUACAACAAAUUCGCAACACCCCAGACUUUUUCAAUAAGCUGGUUGAUAGCAUUGCCCCAACUGUAUUUGGUCACCAGGAUAUCAAGCGAGCCAUCCUACUUAUGCUGGUGGGUGGUGUUCAUAAAGUUACCCAUGAAGGCAUCAACCUCAGAGGGGAUAUCAAUGUCUGUAUAGUAGGUGAUCCCAGCUGUGCAAAAUCUCAAUUCCUCAAGUAUACUGCUACUUUAGUUCCAAGAUCUGUCUACACAUCUGGUAAAUCUUCAUCUGCGGCUGGUUUGACUGCAACUGUGGCAAAGGAACCUGAAACAGGGGAGUUUUGUAUUGAGGCUGGAGCUUUGAUGCUUGCUGACAAUGGAAUCUGUUGCAUUGAUGAGUUUGACAAGAUGGACAUCAGAGAUCAGGUUGCAAUCCACGAAGCAAUGGAACAACAGACGAUAAGCAUAACUAAGGCAGGAAUACAAGCAACACUAAAUGCUCGCACAUCAAUAUUGGCUGCAGCAAAUCCCACUGGUGGACGCUAUGACAAGACCAAACCACUAAAGUAUAAUGUGGCUCUGCCACCGGCAAUCCUUUCUAGGUUUGAUCUGGUAUACAUAAUGAUCGACGAUCCAGAUGAUCAAACCGACUAUCAUAUUGCUCACCAUGUUGUUAGAGUACACCAAAGGCGUGAAGAAGCUCUUUCUCCUGCGUUUACUACUGCACAGUUGAAGCGUUACAUUGCUUAUGCAAAAACUCUAAAGCCAAAGCUAAGCCAGGAUGCCAGACAAUUAUUGGUGGAUUCCUACGUUACUCUUCGUAUGGGUGAUACAGCUCCUGGAAGUAGAGUUGCUUAUCGCAUGACGGUUAGGCAACUGGAGGCAUUAGUCAGGCUUUCAGAGUCUGUGGCUCGGAUUUAUCAUGAACCUCAGGUUGAGCCAAGGCAUGUCAAGAUUGCUGUGAGAUUGCUUAAAACCUCAAUAAUCAGUGUUGAAUCAACCGAGAUUGAUUUGUCAGAUUUCCAAGAUGUAAACAAUGUAGCUACAGAUGGCGGUGGGUCUGAUGAAACUGAAGCACAGCCAGCCAGCAGUCCAUCGAAGGCGACUGGGGCAACUGAAGAAAAUGUAGGGGGGCCAUCAGGCAAACAAGGAAAGAAACUAGUGAUUACUGACGAGUAUUUCCAAAGGGUUACACAAGCACUGGUAGCUCGGCUCAGACAGCACGAACAAAGCAUAGAACGGGAAGGGAGAGGGCUAGCUGGAAUGAGACAGAGAGAUUUGAUUCAAUGGUAUGUGACUCAGCAAAAUGAGAAGAACAAUUACAGCUCAACUGAGGAGGCUGCAGCUGAAGUUACUAAACUCAAGGCGAUAAUCGAGAGUCUGAUAAGAAGAGAAGGACAUCUGAUAGUGGUGGAUGAUGGUAGUAGUAGGCAGGAGGAAGAAGAAGCUCAAGUCAUGCCGCAACAGCCUCCAUCAAGAAAUGAGAGGAUUCUAGCUGUUGCUCCUAAUUAUGUCGUAGAUUGAUUGUUUGUUUGUUUGAUCCUUAAUGCUUGUUAUUCUCUCCAAUUUUCAAUUUCUAUACUCUUGUUUUGGUGGAGCCACAAAGACAAGAACUAAUAUUGUCUAUGUCUGUCUUCAGAAUUUGACUAUACUUAUUAAAGUAGCUUAAUUUAAAUCAAAGACAGGCAAGAAUGAUGUUUUUCAUGACAUUAUUAUUAUUUUCAUAUGAAAGAUGUUGAUUUUUGU